CAUUAAUGAAUUCAUUGGAACCGACUUUGUACUUAGGAAGAAUGAUAGCAUUUAGAUAUUGGAGGAGAUUCCAAAAGGGAACGUUGGAAGUUUGGGAAAGUUUGGAGACUGUCUUGGAGAAGAAAGGUCACUCAAUUAUUAAAGGUUUCCAAACCAAGCAGAAAAAUUUGAAUUUGACGUGGUGGGUAAGCCUAGAAGGAAAGUCCCAAGAUGGAAACCUUGUCUUUCCCCAGAUAUAAUGUAGCUGAGAUUGUGGUUCACAUUCGCAAUAAGAUCUUAACAGGAACUGAUGGUAAAAACCUCUCCAAGAGUGAUCUUUAUCCAAAUCCAAAGAUGCCAGUGAAAUCUGAAGUUAUGUAUCCACAUUUAAUGGAAGGCUUCUUACCAUUCAGCAAUUUAUGUACUCAUCUGGACUCAUUUUUGCCAGUCUGCCGGGUAAAUGAUUUUGAGACUGCUGAUAUUCUAUAUCCAAAAGCAAAACGGACAAGUCGGUUUUUAAGUGGCAUCAUCAACUUUAUUCACUUCAGAGAAGCAUGCCGUGAGACAUAUAUGGAAUUUCUUUGGCAAUAUAGAUCCUCUGCAGACAGAAUGCAGCAGUUAAAUGCCACACACCAGGAGGCACUGAUGAAACUGGAGAGACUUGAUUCUGUCCCAGUUGAAGAACAAGAAGAGUUCAGGCAACUCUCAGAUAGUAUUCAGGAGCUACAGCAAUCACUCAAUCAGGACUUUCAUCAAAAAACGAUAGUCCUGCAAGAGGGGAAUUCCCAAAAGAAGUCAAAUAUUUCAGAGAAAACCAAGCGUUUGAAUGAACUAAAAUUGUCAGUGGUUUCUUUGAAAGAACUACAAGAGAGUUUGAAAACAAAAAUUGUGGAUUCUCCAGAAAAGCUGAAGAAUUAUAAAGAAAAAAUGAAAGAUAAAGUCCAGAAGCUUAAAAAGGCCAGACAAGAAGUGGUGGAGAAGUAUGAAAUCUAUGGAGACUUGGUUGAUUGCCUCCCUUCGUGUCAACUGGAAGUGCAGUUAUAUCAAAAGAAAAUACAGGACCUCUCAGAUAAUAGGGAAACCGUAAGCAGUAUCUUAAAGGAGAACCUGAAUUUGGAGGACCAAAUUGAAAGUGAUGAGUCAGAAUUGAAGAAAUUGAAGACUGAAGAAAAUUCAUUCAAAAGACUGAUGAUUGUGAAGAAGGAGAAACUUGCCACAACACAAUUCAAAAUAAAUAAGAAACAUGAAGACAUUAAGCAAUACAAACGCACAGUAAUUGAGGAUUGCAAUAAAGUUCAAGAAAAAAGAGGUGCUGUCUAUGAGCAAGUAACCACAAUUAAUCAAGAAAUCCAAAAAAUUAAAUUUGGAAUUCAACAACUAAAAGAUGCUGCUGAAAGGGAGAAACUCAAGUCCCAGGAAAUAUUUCUGAACUUGAAAACUGCUUUGGAAAAAUACCAUGAAGGCAUUGAAAAGGCAGCAGAGGACUGUUAUGCUAAGAUAGAUGAGAAGACAGCUGAACUGAGGAGGAAGGUGUUGAGAAUGUCAACUUGAUUAACAAAAUUACAUGUCUUUUUGUAAAUGGCUUGCCAUCUUUUAAUUUUCCAUUUGGAAAGUAAAUAGUUAAAUUGAAGCUAGUGGAAAUAUCAGAAGUACCAAAUAAUGUUGGCUUAAUCAGUGUU
Carlito syrichta (Philippine tarsier) is the source of this 1658-nucleotide messenger RNA. RefSeq names its product NUF2, NDC80 kinetochore complex component (gene NUF2). Gene Ontology annotation, molecular function: protein-containing complex binding. Lineage: Eukaryota; Metazoa; Chordata; Mammalia; Primates; Tarsiidae. The transcript is spliced from 13 exons. The coding region runs from base 211 to 1530 and encodes 439 amino acids. Gene Ontology annotation, cellular component: Ndc80 complex; kinetochore. Gene Ontology annotation, biological process: meiotic chromosome segregation; kinetochore organization; mitotic spindle organization. The record is from RefSeq and is a predicted model, not a curated record.